AUGCCUCUUCCGACCGCGUCAGGUUCUUCUUCUUCUUCAUCGUCCAAAUCCCACCGGGACUCGAGAUCCACAACAACAACAACCGGGCACAAAACGUCCACCCUCAGUUCCCCUCGCACACCGACACUCCAGGCACAACCACCAAAAAGACCGGCAGACUGGACACCCAGACACGACGCCUUUAUCCGCGAACAGGCCCGCAACGGCGAAGACGCAGAGAGUAUCCGCAUCCUCUUCGAGGUCGAGUAUCCCGGCGUCAGUGUGAGUGAGGCGUGGGUCGUCGAGAGGAUCAAGGUUACGGCGGCGGCGGUCAGGACUAGGUAG
Molecule: messenger RNA, 324 nt
Organism: Fonsecaea nubica
Lineage: Eukaryota; Fungi; Ascomycota; Eurotiomycetes; Chaetothyriales; Herpotrichiellaceae
Exons: 1
Coding region: 1-324 (107 amino acids)
Source: RefSeq, a predicted model, not a curated record